Messenger RNA from Gadus morhua (Atlantic cod), 4192 nucleotides. RefSeq names its product integrin alpha-6. Lineage: Eukaryota; Metazoa; Chordata; Actinopteri; Gadiformes; Gadidae. Gene Ontology annotation, cellular component: integrin complex; external side of plasma membrane. The coding region runs from base 144 to 3311 and encodes 1055 amino acids. The transcript is spliced from 26 exons. The record is from RefSeq and is a predicted model, not a curated record. Gene Ontology annotation, biological process: cell adhesion mediated by integrin; integrin-mediated signaling pathway; leukocyte migration. Gene Ontology annotation, molecular function: integrin binding.
CGGCACAAGCUUCAAGUGGGCAGCAGUUUACCUCCCCUGCAGCUAUUAGUCCCGUGUCUGUCUGUCGCGCGCUCCUGCUCGAGCUUCAUUACAUUACCGAGGGACUUGGGGAAGUGGAACAAGUCUCCCUACUCACCACAGCGAUGGCGGGCUUGAACAUUUGGAUCUUCUACGGACUGCCGCUGCUUCUUCUCUUGGAAUGCACUGCCUUUAACCUGGACCACGAAAGUGUCCUGCGGAAGAAUGGGGAACCUGGAAGUUUUUUCGGAUUCUCCAUGGCCAUGCACUGGCAACUUCGUCCAUCAGAUAAAAGAAUGCUGCUGGUAGGGGCCCCCAGAGCCGGGCCCCUGAGCAUGCAGAAGGCGAAGGUCCCUGGAGGGCUGUACAACUGUGACUUCACCAACCCCUCCGAGACCUGUGAGAGGGUGAAUUUCGAUAACGAUGAGGACCUUUCCAAGGAGAGCAAAGAGAACCAGUGGAUGGGAGUCACUGUUAACAGCCAGGGACCCGGAGGGAAGAUUGUGACCUGCGCUCACCGUUACCAGACACGCAACAACGUGGGCAAAGAAAUAGAGACCCGCAACAUCAUCGGCCGCUGCUACGUGAUGAGCCAGGACCUGACCAUGAACCCCAAGGACAACGAGGACAACGGCAACUGGCACUUCUGCAACGGCCGCAACUACGGCCACGAGCGCUUUGGCUCCUGCCAGCAGGGGCUCUCCGCCACCUUCGACAAGGAGUACCACUACCUGAUCUUUGGAGCGCCGGGCGCAUACAACUGGAAAGGUGUGGUGCGUCUUGAACAGAAUAACAACACCCUCGUUGAAAUGGGCAUCUACCAGGACGGUCCAUUUGAGACCGGCAACGAGCGGGAGCUGAGGGCCGAUCUGGUACCUGUUCCUCCCACCAGCUAUCUGGGCUUCUCCCUGGACUCCAGCAAGUCCCUGGUGGUGAAGGAAAGGCUGACGGUGGUGGCGGGCGCACCAAGGGCCAAUCACAGCGGGGCGGUGGUGCUGUUGACGAUAGAUAAUGACUCCAGCAUGCGGGAGGAGUUCACCCUGCAGGGGGAAGGCCUGGCCUCCUCCUUUGGCUACGACCUGGCCGUGCUGGACCUCAACCAAGACGGUUGGCACGACAUCGUUGUGGGGGCCCCGCAGUACUUUGAGAAGGACGGGAAGAUCGGGGGCGCGGUCUACGUCUACGUCAACAAGGCCGGGGCAUGGGACACAGUCACCCCCCUCCGGAUCGACGGGCCUCAGGACUCCAUGUUUGGACUGUCUGUGGAGAACCUGGGCGACAUCAAUCAGGACAAUUACCCCGACUUUGCAGUCGGGGCCCCCUACGAUGACGAGGGUGCGGGGGUGGUCUACAUCUACCACGGCUCAGAGGACGGCAUCAGCUCCAACAAGAAGCAUUCCCAGAUGUUGAAAGGCAGGCCGUUAGGUAGCAGGCAUUUUGGCUACUCUCUGGCGGGGAACAUGGACCUGGACCGGAACACCUACCCCGACCUGGCCGUGGGCUCCCUCUCCGACUCGGUGUUUGUCUUCAGGGCCCGCCCAGUUGUUGACAUCAUCAAGAAAAUCACCAUCACCCCCCCCGAGCUGGACCUCACCAAGAAGAACUGUGGCGACAAGAUCUGUCUAACAGUGUCCGGCUGCUUCAGCUACGUCGCCAGCGCAGCGAACUACAAUCCUAAACUGAGUGUGCGCUACAAACUGGUGGUGGAGGAUCAGCGUAAGAAGGCGGGCCUACCCUCCAGGGUGGUCAUCACCCAGGCGUCGUCCUCUGGCAGCAACUUCGAGAUCAGUGGCCUCCUCAAGCUGACCAAGCAGAAUCAGCAGUCCUGUCUGGAAUGGAAACUCACCUUGCAGGACGACAUUCGGGACAAGCUGCGCGGCAUCCCGAUCGAAGUGUUCGUGGACAUCCAGGACAGCGCGCGGCGCCGGAGACAGGCCUCUGGGGCCGAGUUAAAGCCCGUCCUGGACGCCGACAAGCCCAAAAGCAUCCGCUCAGAGGUGAGCUUCCUGAAGGAGGGCUGUGGAGCAGACAACGUGUGCCAGAGUAAAAUGGUGGUAGGGUAUCGCUUCUGCCGAAAGAAACCCAACCAAGACGUCUUUGAACCACUACACCUCGACAGCUCUGGGGUGCCAGUGUUGUCCCUCAGCAACGAGAAGGAGAUUGCCUUGGAGGUCACGGUGACCAACGUCGAGGGCGAUGAUGCCUACGAGGCCUCUAUCAACGCCACCUUCCCCAAAGCCCUGUCCUACUCUUCAUACCGCGUCCUGUCUAAAUACAUCCAGCCGGUGACCUGCAAGGCCAAUAAGGAUGGCUCUAUGGCAGAAUGUGAACUUGGGAACCCCUUCAAACGAGACGCUAAGGUGACCUUCUACAUCAUUCUGAGCACAGCAGGCAUCUCUCUGAACACCACCGAGUUGGAGAUCGAUCUUACACUAGACACGACGAGUGAUCAGAAAGAAAGGAAGCCUAUCAAGGCAAGGGCAAAAGUGGUGAUUGAGCUACUUUUGUCUUUAUCAGGGCAGGCCCAGCCCUCCCAGUUGUACUAUACGGGGAAGGUUGUAGGAGAGAGCGCCAUGAAGACAGAGAGCGACAUCGGCAGUGCUAUCAAAUACAUUUUCAGGAUCAUCAACUUGGGGAAGCCCCUGAAAAACAUCGGCUCUGCCAGCCUGGUGGUCAGAUGGCCCAAGGAGAACGCACACGGGAAGUGGCUGCUGUACCUCAUGGGCAUCAGCUCUGACGGGUUAGACAAGGUCAACUGCUCCCCUGCGGGAGAGAUCAACCCUAAAGGCGUCAAAAAGGAGCCAUCUACCAACCGGAAGCGACGAGCCAUUGGGGACAAAAGCAUAAAAGAAGGUUCCACUUCUCAGCUAACAGACGUUAGGAAAUCUGAGACUUUGUCCUGUGGCAGUGGGGCGUCGUGUGUGGAGUUUCAGUGCCCCCUUCUGGGACUGGACAGUAAUGCAGCCCUCAUGUUCCAUGCUCGUCUGUGGAACGGCACUUUGAUUGAGGAGUACUCCAAGUUGAACUAUCUGGAUAUCAUAGUGAAAGCUUCUCUAAAAGUGGUCAUCGCCGGACAGGAAAUGGCUCUGAAGAACUCAGAAACACAGGUGAAGGUAACGGUGUUCCCGGAGAGGCGUGGGUACCAGACCGGCGGGCUGCCCUGGUGGAUCAUCCUGGUGGCCAUCCUGCUGGGCCUGCUGCUGCUGGCCCUGCUCAUCUUCCUCCUGUGGAAGUGUGGUUUCUUUCGGAAAGACGACAGCCCAGACACAAAGCUCCUGACGGCGGAUGCGUAGAACAAGAGGCACAGAGUGAUAAGCAAGAGAGAGAGAGAGAGAGGUGUGGCUUUUUUAAACGUACCAAACACGAAGACACGGUUCCCAGUUACAACGCCGUGCGGAUCAAGAGGGAGGUGAGGGACGGCAGAGCCGGACAGCAGGACCACUGGGAGAACCUGGAGAAGAAGCCCUGGACCAGGAGCUGGAAGGACAACCAGCAUCACUCCUAACCUCUGGCGCUCGCUCAGACACCAGCUCGCCUCCUGUUGGUUGCUUUUUUUUCCCCUCGUACUGUCCUCUGUCCUGCCUCCACACGUACGGCGAUGCACAUACUGAGAAUGAAAAGAAAAGGGACUUGCUAUGUACUUGAUCUGGGUUUUUUGGAGGCUGAUCUCGAUUGAGGUCACUGAUGUCAAUCACUGGAAUGAUAUACGAUAGGGCUACUCUGCACAACUACGGUCUUUCACAGCCUGGGGAGGGGGGGGGUGCUUGUUUUGUACAUUCUAUACAUUGUGUUGCCGAGUGACAUGUGUGGUUAAAGGUGUUUGUAUAUUUUUCGGAAUGUUUUGCAGAUUUUGUUCUAUUUAUUUUAUUUUACAUUCCAUAGGCCACAAGGGGAAAGCAGGACUCUUUCCAAAUUAAUGACAGAGAUCCCUGAAUGUCCUUUUCUCAAAUGCAGUAGAUUUCAAGUGAUUGCUUUUCAAACAGUAUACCCAUGUUCUCUUAUCCCUUGAUCCGGGCCCACCCUUUAUUUUGUACCAUGGAUACAUUGCAACUACUCAUUGUAAAUUCCCACUCCAAACUUAACAAAUGGGUAUAACCUUUUGUUUCCUGGCUCCAUGAACUGGUGUAAAAAGCUGCCAUUUAUAUAACUUUUUGAAAUAAAUGUUUUAUAAUAA